AUGGGCUGGAAGAAGCGGUACUUCUACCUCACCAUGUCGCAAUGGAUGUACUACGAUGCCACCGAUGCGUCGUCGCCGAGCUUUGUCACGAACGCGUCCGAGAUCUCGCUCGUCGAGGAGCUCCAUGCGUCGACCGAUCCGGCCAUGAGCCAGAGCACGAGCAGCAGCAGCUCGUCCUCGAAGGGCUACUGCUUCGCCAUCGUCGUCGGGAAGAAGCGUAGCGAGCUGCGCGCCGCGACGGAGGAGGACCGUGACGGCUGGAUCGGCGCGCUUGCUCCGUAUGUGAAAGAGACGGCGCCGCUCUCGAGCCCCCACGCCCACCACCCCAAGUCGCGCUCCAAGGCCGAGCUCACCAAGGUGGCCGAGUACCUCAAGCAGCAAGUGGCGUUCCAGAAGAAGAAGCAGUUUACGACCGACGAAGCAACGACGAUUCUCGCCAAGAAGUUCCCCAACCUCUCGCUCGCCGAGCUCGAAGCGUGGGGCCAAACCCUUCUCGACGCCAAGUUCAUCAUGACAACGGGCCCGACGACCAAGGACUCGAUCUCGUUUGGGCGCCACCCUGGCGUCUUUACGUGCGACGUCAAGAAGAAGACGAAUCGGUUGACGGCCAACGAGCGCUCGCGCAUCAGCGACGUCAUGAGCAGCGCGACCUUUGACGCACGGGCGUACGCCGAGGUCUUUCUGAAGCGGAAUCCGCCCGAGAAGAUCCAGGACCACUGCGAGAUGCUCCUGGACCAAAAGGAAGCCAUCAUUGAAGAGCUCAAGAGCGACAUCUGUGCCAACUACGUCACCUUUCUCUCGGCGGCCGCGGAGAUUCGAAGCAUGGACAGCAGCGUUUCGCUCAUGAAGAGCGUCAUCCACGACUGCAAGCGGUCGCUCUCACUCUUGCAGACCCUCUCGCUCGUCCCCCCCAAGCACGACGCUAAAAAGGCGAUGAGUGCCAGCAGCAACAGCAAGCUGCUCGCUGCGGUACCGACGCCGCAGGAUGACACGCUUCUCGAGCUCGAACAUAGCCUGGAAAUGUACCUCUUUGAGCAAGACUACGACGGCUUUACCUCGCUCGCGAGCGCGCUCGUCGACCGCUACACGGCGCAAUUCGUGCACAAGGUGACGACCGCAACAACAACGGUGCAUCAGACGUUCCGCGACAACCACGUGGCACAUUUACUUCGGCUGCACGAGACCAAGGCGGCGACCGACAUGUGUUUGGACGCGUACUCGGCGCGGCUGCACACGCAACUGCGCACGGUGGUGGCGUCGGGGCAGCCGCAGGCCUACGUCCUCGCGGCGUCGCGAGCUUUUUUCACCACGCUCCUCAUGUGCUACGAAGACUUUGUCGCGAGCUUCGAGGGCCAGCGUAGCUGCUAUUUUGUCGCGCUCACGGGCUGGAUCCACGCCAACGUCGCGCAGUUUGCAUCGGAAAUCGCACUGCACAUCUUUGAAUGCCCCGACCCCGCGAUGGCGUCGGUGGUCCGCGACCCGAGCGAGCUCAAGACGUCGUCCAAGGCCAUUGGCGCGAGCCUCCGGCUGCUCUACUUUGGCGCGCGCCAGCUCGAGCUCGCGGGGCUUCCGAUCGCGACGCAGCUCGCGCAUUGCCUUUCACAACCACUCCAGCAUCACAUUUUGGCCUAUGCCAAGGCCAUCAAGCUCAAGGUCAAGGAUGAAGUCAAGCGCGAGCGAUGGGACCUCCUCUCGAUGAAGAUCCGCGACGAGAAGACCCAGGCCGAGCAAGAGAUUUCGCUCACCAAGAGCGCUCGCUUCUUCUACGGGCACUUACAACAGUACCUGCGCGACCUCCAAAAGCUCCUGCACCCGUCGUACCCGUCGUCCCAGUCCCCCAAGAUCCAAACGACGGUGCUCUACGAGACCGAGCUCGUCCUUCUCCAGUACCUCCAAGACAUCAAAGCCAUGUUCGAGAACCCCAAGACGAUGACGUCGGUCAAGUACGCCCACAUCGUCGCCAUGCUCUCAACGAUGCGCUACAUCGAGAAGGACUGCGUCUCCCGCGUACUCCACACACUCACGGCGUGUCUUCCGGCGGCACAGCUCCAAAAGGCCGCGUUUGGCUCUCAAAUUCGCCAGCUGUGGCUCGAUAUGCUAAACGCAAGUGUGCCGCGCAUGGCCCAAGCCCUCCUACGCAACAGCCUUCGCUGGCACGAGCUCAGUCUCGCAAGCGAUGCGCUGCCGUCGGACAGCGCCGCAUCCGCCCUCUUUCUGCCCAUGCUUCUCCAGGAUUUGAACAGCGUGAGCCCGGACCAGCUCGAUAUCUUUGGUGAUCAAGACGACGUGACGUUGCAGCUGCUCGAGUCGCUCUUGCAGGCCAUGCUCGACGACAGCGCGUGGUGGCAGCAGAUUGAGACCAAGCAAAAGGCUCUUGGGUACGGCGGCGCGAGCCAGUGCAUCGCCGAGCUGCGCGUGCUCACGUCGCGCGUCGCGUCGCCGGGGAUCGCGCAAGCCGGCACGAGCCUCGAGCAAAAGUUCAAGACCAUGUACAGCCGCGUCGGGACGAGGAAGGAGCUAGCACCCGAUGCGUGGUGCACGCAGUACGGCCUCGAGAUCACCAAAGACACCAAGAUGAAAGGGUAAUCAUAUCGACAGUC
Messenger RNA from Saprolegnia parasitica CBS 223.65, 2600 nucleotides. RefSeq lists its product as hypothetical. The coding region runs from base 1 to 2586 and encodes 861 amino acids. NCBI's taxonomy places the organism in Eukaryota, Oomycota, Saprolegniomycetes, Saprolegniales, Saprolegniaceae. The transcript has 10 exons. Gene Ontology annotation, biological process: intracellular protein localization; exocytosis; Golgi to plasma membrane transport. Gene Ontology annotation, cellular component: exocyst. The record is from RefSeq and is a predicted model, not a curated record.